Austrofundulus limnaeus is the source of this 2544-nucleotide messenger RNA. RefSeq names its product carnitine O-acetyltransferase b (gene cratb). Gene Ontology annotation, molecular function: carnitine O-acetyltransferase activity. NCBI's taxonomy places the organism in Eukaryota, Metazoa, Chordata, Actinopteri, Cyprinodontiformes, Rivulidae. Gene Ontology annotation, biological process: carnitine metabolic process, CoA-linked. The record is from RefSeq and is a predicted model, not a curated record. Gene Ontology annotation, cellular component: peroxisome.
ACAUUUUGACGUCAGCACGUGGCCAGCAGCUGCCCCCUUUCUUCUUCUUCGCUCUUGUCUGUCCUGUACGUGAGGGUCCGCAUGCUCGCUGCUCGAAAGAACAACACUCGAAGGCAGGGCUACGUGUUGUUGUUUUUGUCCCAUUUUGSUUCCAAAGACAACUGUUUUCACGCUCCGUUGUCUCGUCGAGCGAUGAGGGCUGUCGCGUACCUCCGUCGCGGAGAAGUAGGAGGAGGUCAGGACUUCAUUUUGGCGAUCUGAACGCCUUUUUUGCGAAUAAAAAGGCAAACGGUGCCGUUUUUAAUUACAUGCGAAACGCAGCGGGUUUCUGAUCUGAGGGAAAAUGAUUUUCAGGAAUCUUCAGCCGAGAACCUGCAGAGCAUGGCUGUCCAGGGUUUCCCUGAGGCAGGAGCCGUGUUUCUUCUCYUCCGUGCCCCCCCAGCCGGUGCCCCCUUUGACCCAGACCCUGCAGGGCUACCUGAGGGCCCUGGAGCCUCUGCUGCCCCCCGAGGAGCUCAGCCACACCCGCAGGAUAGUGCAGGAGUUCGGCAGGCCCGGUGGGCUGGGACCCAGGCUGCAGGAGGGGCUGGAGAAAAGGGCCAGACACACCAAGAACUGGAUCACAGACCUGUGGGUGCAGUGGGCAUAUCUGGAGAGCAGACUGCCUCUCGCUGUGCACUCGAACCCGGCCAUCUCUCUUCCCAGGAGAGAUUUUAACGACUGGCGGAGCCAGCUGGUUUCUUCCAGCUGGAGGUGUACAACAGCGACGGGUCGCGGAUGACGGAGAGUCAGAUCCACGGGCAGCUGCUGAGGAUCCGGUCCCAGUCCUGGAAGACCGACAAGGAGCCCAUGGGCAUCCUGACCAGCGAGCACCGCCACACGUGGGGAGAGGCGUACAACCGCCUGCUGAGAGACAAACUCAACCAGGAGUCGGUGCGGAUGAUAGAAACCGGGCUGUUCUCCUUGUGUUUGGACUCUCCAGUCAUACGGAUAGCAGAUGAAAAGUACGCCAGCCGGAAGGCGGCUCAGGUGCUGCACGGGGGCGGGACGUUCUCCAACAGCGGGAACCGCUGGUUUGAUAAAACUCUGCAGUUCGUGGUGGGAGAAGACGGAUCGUGGGGGCUCCUGUACGAACAGGCCACAGCUGAGGGUCCGCCCAUAACCAACCUGCUGCAUCACAUCCUGGAGUACUGUGAGAAACCAGACCCAACCAGAGCGCCCCUGGUUCCGCUGCCCAUGCCCAAGAAGCUCUACUUCCACAUCGAUCGAGACAUCAAGAGGGACAUCGAGCUGGCGAAGCAGAACCUCGACAUUCUGAUCAACGACCUCGACAUCAACGUGUUCAACUUCAAGAGGUUCGGCAAAGAGCUCCCCAAGAAGCACAACCUGAGUCCCAACUCUUUCCUGCAGGUGGCGCUGCAGCUCGCCUACUACAGAGUUCACGGCGAGGUGUGUCCCGCCUGCGAUAUCGCCUCUCAGAGGAUGUUCCGGGGAGGAAGGACGGAGUACAUCCGCUCACCUACCAAUCAGGCGCUGAAGUUCAUCAUGGCCUUCGAUGAUCCGUCCGUGUCGAGGGAAGCGAAGCUGCAGCUGUUCAGAGAGGCUGUAGAGGCGUAUUCAGAGCUGACCGAGCAGGCACUGAAGGGACACGGGAUUGAUCGCCACCUGCUGGCCCUGAAGCUGCAAGCCAUCGAGGAGGGACUGAGCAUCCCCAAAAUCUUCAUGGACACGGCGUACGGCCUGGCGACACACUGGAAGCUGCGGACAGGACAGGUGCCUGCGAACACAGACAGCGUAUUGUGUUUCGGGCCCCUGGUCCCCGACGGUUACGCCGUUUGUUACAACCCCCAGGCGGAUCACGUCCACUUCUCCGUCAUGGCUUUCAACUGCUGCGAGGACACGAACGCAGAGACUUUAGCUCGUACUCUGAAGCACACCCUGUGCGACCUGCAGGAGCUGCUGCAGCCUACUGUGUAGAGCUGCUGCCACGCCGAACGACCACUCUAACAAGGAAAAAAAAAGUUUUCUCAAUGUUUUAAUACGGCUUGAUUCUCUCAUAUAUGCUUCUUCUUAUGCUUCAUUAAUUUUUGAUUGUGAGCCUGAACUCUGCGGCUCUGAGGUGCUUUUGAUAUGUUUUUUUAAAAGCUUCUCUGUCAGCAGUUUUUCUUUUCUGUUUAAUGCCUAUCAGCAGUGGAUUCAUAUGGAGGUGUCUGAGGAAAACAAGGCCAACUUGACACUCUGAAGCUUACCGAAGCAUGACAUGGACGCACUCCUUUUUUUUUGCAAGUCAGGAAAUCUGGCACUUUGCCAAUCAUAAAUCCUCCAUUUUUACUCCGGACAACAAGGUUUAUAUUUGAUUUGCUGAGUUAACGAGGGGGAAAAGACCAAAGGACAAGAAGUUGGGUAUUAAUGUUGACAGCAGAAAGAAAAUACAAAUGAUUUUGUUUUGUUUUUCAGCUCAAACCAGCUGAUCAUUAGGAUGUGAUUGUGGAUUUCUUCAUUCAACCUGCAGGACUGGUUAUUAAAAGCUUUUGAUUUAUCGCA